GACAUUACGCAAUAUUCUGCUUGGGUUCCCGUAAACCCUGCCCUGAGCCUCCCUCCCCCGAGACUGCGCCGAGCGCGGCCAAUAGCAGCCCGGUCCCUGCAGGCUGAUUGGUCAGCCGCCGGAAAGUGUGGGCGUGGCGACGACAGCUGUCAUACAUAAGCCAGACGCGGAAUUUCCAGCCUACAGAAUAGAUCGCGCAGUACACAGUGUGUGUCUAUUAUCAUCAUCAUCAGAGCCCCGGCUCCUUCCACUCUAUAUCGCCGUCAUGAUCCUGGAGCGGGUGAUCGAGGACUCUACGGAGUUUCUGGAUCUUCAGUGGGACAACAGCCCCUUGAAUCUGGCAUACUUCUAUGGAGGCUCCCCCAGUUCUGACCCCGGCUCCUCCCCAUCACACUCCAUGUCCUCCGGGCCCUGCUCCCCCACAUCGGACAGCGAGGGCAGCCUGAGCGCCUCCUGGCCCCGCACCAAUAAGGCUGAACAAGCCAGUGGAGCAGGACGUCAGACAAAGGGAAAUUUUCUAGGGGUUCGAGUUAAGAAUCCUGUGCGGGAACUCCUUACCCGUAUGAGAAAAAAUACUGGCAAUGGAACUGAUGAUUUCCAGAAAUCAAAAAGUCAAGAGCCAUACACUGAAUUAAAGAACAUAUUAAGCCAGAAGCGGAUCAAUGAUUUCAUAUCUGAUGCACCAGCUGCAAAGAAAGUCUGCACCCUACAGUCCAGUUCUUUCUUGACCCCACCGAGUACCCCAAACCCUGGUGAAAUCAUGGAUGAUGCUACAAGAAAAGACAUGAAUGGAGACUCCAAUUCUGACCUGCUCCAGAGUCUAAUUAACAUAAAGAAUGAAUCACAGCCAGUGUCGCUAAACACUGUCCGAGUAGGCUGGAACAUGCACACACAAGGGCAGUUUUGUCAAAGCUUCUCACCUGCUGAAACCAUUCAGGCUUACAAUGUUUCUCCACAGCAUAACAAUGAUCAGUACCAGAUUGGAGUUCCUCAAGUUCAGAAUGUUUCUCAACAGUAUCAUGUUGACUGUAACAAUUACACUCAGGCUGAAAAUUAUCCAGAAACCCUUUGUAACAGUGAUGUCUUCUUGAAUUGCUCCAUAGACAGCUACCUGUCUCUUAUUGAGUCCACCCCUGAACUUACAGUGGAAAAGGUUCCUUCAGAGUCGAUCACUCCAGCCUUCAGCUUGCCUGUCAAUCCUCCUUGCAAUCAGUUUUUAAGUGAUAAUGCUGUGCAGUCUUCUCCAGAUGUUUCCCCAUCAUCGUGUCGUGCAGAAGUCAACCAGACAAGCCCAUUCCAGAUUGGAAAAUCAUUCUUUCAUUGGCAGAUAGAGCAAGAAGAAAAGAAACUUGUCCAUGUGCCCACUGAAAAACUUCUCUCUAAAGAUGCCGACGGUGAUACAUGGCUCCACCUUGCAGUUGCACAAGGAAGACGGGCUCUGUCUUAUGUACUUGCUCAGAAGAUGGCUUCCCUACAUAUGUUGGAUAUAAAAGAACAUAACAACCAGAGCGCUUUGCAAGUAGCUGUAGCUGCAAACCAGCAUCUGAUUGUUCAAGACUUGGUCAACCUUGGAGCACAAGUCAAUACUACGGAUCACUGGGGACGUACACCAGUUCAUGUGUGUGCAGAAAAAGGAUACCCUCAAGUGCUACAGGCAAUCCAAAAAAGCCUAGCAGCCAGCAAUCAGUACAUCAAUGUGGAUGCCACUAAUUACGAUGGUCUGACUCCUUUGCAUUGUGCUGUAAUUGCUCACAAUGCUGUAGUUCAGAGACUCCAUUCUGGUACGCCUGCAACAGAUGACCUGCUAACUAAGAAUAAGGCAAUGGUUGACACCAUUAAGACACUUCUUCACAUGGGAGCUUCAGUAGACUCAAGAGAUCGCAAAAGUGGACGAACCGCUCUACAUUUAGCUUGUGAGGAAGCAAACCUUGAACUUAUGAGUCUUUUCUUGGAGUUGCCAAACAGUCUGCAUUUUAUUAAUGCUAAGGCCUACAAUGGAAACACUGCAUUACAUAUUGCAGCAAGCUUACAGAGUAGAAGAGCCCAUGUAGGGGCUGUGCGACUGCUAAUGAGGAAGGGGGCUGACCCUAGUGCUAGGAACCUAGAGAAUGAGCAACCUGUGCACCUUGUUUCAGAUGGAGCUGUAGGUGAAGAGAUUAGACGGGUUCUCAAAGGAAAAGCAAUGCAGCAGCGUUUCCCAUCCUAUUAGGUUUCCUUGGAAUACACUUUUAGACUCACGCCAGUUAGGCUGUCUUUAAUAUGUAAAUAGGUUUGUCCAAAGUAAUGGGCAAAUGGAAGUUUGUUUCUAUGAAACAGUAUGUUAUUGUUCACUAUUAUAUAGUGACCUUAAUACAUCUCAGCAAUAAAGUCCCGGUUCUUCCAAAUUCUUAUUUUGCUCCAGUAGUAAAAAGAGGGCGUUUUCUUUAUUUCUUAUAUUUUCUUUAAACAACCAACAAGAAAUAUAGCAAAUAUGCAGCUAUUGGUGGCUGGAGACAGUUCCAGUCCCCAUCAACCCUGGACUUUCUGUUUUUUGAUAGUAAGAUUGUAGUUACAAUUUGUCAAUCAAUUCGUAAUUUCAGAAUUUAUUGGAAAUGUCUCCAGUUGAAUGUACCUACAAUGAAGGGCUACAAUUUUAAAGUAUAUAUCAUUAUGUAAAACUUUUAUUACCAUUAUAAGUAUAUUUAGUUGAAUAAAGUUUUAUUUUACAGUUAGACUGGUUUUGCAUAUUGAUAUGUUUAAUCGAGCAUCUAUUAUACUAAGGCAGAUUAAAGUAGGCUUAUGCAGAAAUUUAGACCAGUGAUGAAUUAUGUUAACUAUCCAAAGUGUAAGUUUGCUUUUACCUUUUGUUUUAUCUUAAUAUGAAUGUCUAAGUAGAUGGUGAAUAUAUUUCUUUUUAGUUUAAAUGUUUAAGUUUAUAGUAUGUCUUGUAGACAAAUCUUGUAAUGUGUAUUGUUUAAUGUUUAAAAAUUUUUUAUUAAAAAGGUAAUAAAUUGUACAUUUUUAAAUUAUUUUGUGGUUUUGUUUUACGUAUGUUUGCGAGGAAGUAACAGAACACUCUGGGCUUGCUGUUCUGUAAGCACCUUCUAAUAAUUGGUACCCAUGCUCAGUUGAAGAAAUGUUGUAAUAAAUCUAAUGUAUGUGAAUAUACCCAAAGGCUGGGUUUACAUAGUAUUUUUGGUCAUGAGUUUGUCAUCCUUUUGGUUAGUAUUUUAGUUAAAACCUGGAAUGGGUCUAAAACAGUUUUGCUAUGUGUUUAUUCCACUCCUGGUUUUGGCCAAAUACUGACCAAAAUGCACAGAAAAUAGAUUUUGCUUGUUACAAAUAAUAAAGAAAUUGGUGCUUUUACUACUUGCUGGAUCAAGAUACUAUUGCUGCAGUGAAAGAAAAUAUAACCAUUUUGGUCAAGGUUUCCAACAAGAGCAGAACAAAAAAAUACCCUAAGGGUACGUUCACACGAGCAGAUUCACAGCUUACUUUAUGCUGUGUAUCCGCCGCUGAAGGACAAUCUGUAUUCUGCCUUCACAUGUGCGUGCUCGUAGCGGCAAUACGCCGCUACGUGCAGACACACUGAAAUGAUGUGCGAGUCGCAGCGCAUGUGCGGUGUACUCGCACACAUUGCAGCCGCUCCCCCUGCUUAAUGAGCCAGGCCACGAGCUGCCGUGAUGAUAGAGUAUACUGUGCAUGCACACGGGGACUCGCUUCGCACGGUCUGCUCGUAGCGGCGUAUUGCCGCAACGAGCAGGCACAUGUGAAGGCAGAAUACAGAGGGUCCUUCAGCGGCGGCUCGUGUGAACGUACCCUAGGGCUAAGUUUCCACUUGGUUUUAUCUCUGGCAGUUUUUGGAUAUCUGCCACUGCAGUUUUUGAGCCAAAGUCAGAAGUGGAUCCAUAAGGGAGAAGUAUAAGUCCUUUCUUUAUAUGGCCUAUUCCUUUUUUAAUAAAUUUCUGGCUUUGGCUCAAAAACUACAGUGGCAGUAUUCCUAAAACUGCCGGAAAAAAAAACAAUGGAGACUUAGCCUUAGAGCAAGUAAGGGGCCCUAAACUGAAAAUACACCAAACCCCAGGGCCAUAGCCCGGGGUAAAACACCCCUGUUAAGCUUCCCCUAAAAUGUAACAUUUAUUGUUGAUAAAACAUAAGUAACUCCCAAACUUAUAAAAACCACCUCUGUGAUAGACUGUAUGAAAAUGUUUUUGGUGUACAGGAACUGCCCUGUUAUCAACACAUAGAAAGUACGUAGCACUGCAGUAUACCGGGAUGAUCUCUACCACUGAGUUUAUUAAAAAUAUAUAUCAUGCCUUCUUCCUUGGGGAAGGCAUGAUACAUAUUCUUAAUUCAUAGUAUAUUAUAUACUAUCAGUGCAUGCAGCUUAUGUGCACUAAACAGCACUUUAAUAUUGUGUUUACCAUCUUUGCACUGUCAACAUUAUCCAACCAUAGGAGUAGAUAUCCCUGUUGGGGACAUUAUUACAAAUGUUACCAUUUGUAUACAUAUGAUGAAUUUAUUUUCUUCUGUGCUCCCCCACAGAGUUUUUUUUUUUUUUUAAUCUUGUCUGAGUAUAUGUUGCUAGGGGUGGGAUUUCUUUGUUGUUAAUUAUGU
This is a messenger RNA of Hyla sarda, 4596 nucleotides long. RefSeq names its product NFKB inhibitor zeta (gene NFKBIZ). NCBI's taxonomy places the organism in Eukaryota, Metazoa, Chordata, Amphibia, Anura, Hylidae. Gene Ontology annotation, biological process: regulation of gene expression. Gene Ontology annotation, molecular function: POU domain binding; DNA binding. Gene Ontology annotation, cellular component: nucleus. The coding region runs from base 266 to 2209 and encodes 647 amino acids. The transcript has 12 exons. The record is from RefSeq and is a predicted model, not a curated record.